Messenger RNA from Austrofundulus limnaeus, 1590 nucleotides. Its product is annotated as betaine--homocysteine S-methyltransferase 1. Lineage: Eukaryota; Metazoa; Chordata; Actinopteri; Cyprinodontiformes; Rivulidae. Gene Ontology annotation, cellular component: cytosol. The coding region runs from base 149 to 1351 and encodes 400 amino acids. Gene Ontology annotation, biological process: L-methionine salvage. Gene Ontology annotation, molecular function: zinc ion binding; betaine-homocysteine S-methyltransferase activity. The record is from RefSeq and is a predicted model, not a curated record. The transcript is spliced from 8 exons.
GAGGCUGGAAGAAAGCUGAGCUUUAAAGGCAAAGGAGCAGGCGGUUCUGCAGUGACAUCAUGGGCUCCGCCAGAUUAUAAAUGCAGUAUGGACGCCUUCACAGACCCUUUUCUGAGCUCAAAGUAGACCAGACGCUGUUGAAGAGAUCAUGGCACCAGCUGGAGCAAAAAGAAACAUAUUGGAGCGCUUGGAUGCAGGAGAAAUUGUCAUUGGGGACGGAGGCUUCGUCUUUGCUCUGGAGAAGAGAGGCUAUGUGAAAGCAGGACCGUGGACCCCCGAGGCUGCAGCUGAACACCCUGAUGCAGUGCGCCAGCUGCACAGGGAGUUCCUGAGAGCCGGGUCCAAUGUCAUGCAGACCUUCACUUUCUACGCCAGUGACGACAAACUGGAGAACAGGGGCCAUACUCAGCGCUUUACUGGGCAGCAGAUCAAUGAGGCAGCUUGUGACCUGGCCAGGGAGGUGGCCGAUGAAGGCGAUGCUCUGGUGGCUGGAGGGGUGUCUCAGACUCCUUCUUUCCUCAGCUGUAAGAGUGAGGAGGACGUCAAGGCCAUCUUCAAGAAACAGACUGACAUCUACAUCCAGAGAAACGUUGACUUCUUGAUCGCAGAGUACUUUGAACAUGUGGAAGAGGCUGAGUGGGCGGUCCAGGUUUUGAAGACUUCUGGGAAGCCUGUGGCUGCCUCGUUGUGUAUCGGACCUGAGGGAGACCUGAGUGGAGUCCGUCCUGGAGACUGUGCUGUCAGACUGGUUAAAGCUGGUGCUGACAUUGUUGGAGUUAACUGCCACUUUGACCCGGAGACCUGUGUGAAGACUGUGAAGCUGAUGAAGGAGGGAGUGGAGAAGGCGGGCUUGAAGGCUCACUACAUGAGCCAACCCCUGGCCUAUCACACCCCCGACUGCAACCGACAGGGAUUCAUCGACCUUCCAGAGUUCCCUUUCGGUCUGGAGCCCAGGAUUCUGACCCGAUGGGACAUGCAGAAAUACGCCCGGGAUGCAUACAAUGCCGGGAUUCGGUACAUUGGUGGCUGCUGUGGAUUUGAACCAUAUCACAUCCGUGCUUUAUCUGAGGAGCUGGCCACUGAACGGGGCUUCCUGCCUGCAGGCUCAGAGAAGCACGGCAGCUGGGGGAGCGGCUUGAUGAUGCACACAAAGCCUUGGGUCAGAGCCAGAGCUCGUCGUGAAUACUGGGAGAAGCUGAGGCCUGCUUCUGGACGUCCACUCUGUCCUUCUAUGUCCACACCUGAUAGCUGGGGUGUCACCAAAGGCCACGCUGACCUGAUGCAGCAAAAGGAGGCCACCUCCAAGGAGCAGCUGGAGGCUCUUUUUGAAAAGACCAGACAAGGUUGCUGACCCUCCCACCCCCAAUCAGAGCGCUGAAUAACAGGAGAAACAAAGGGGUGCCAUUGCCUGAGGUUUAAAAACAAAAACAAACAAAAAAAUAAAAGGUCAUUUUGUCUUUCCAGGACUAUUUUUACUCAAAGCUGUGUUUCCAGAUUCAUAUUCCUGUCAAACCUGUGCCCUGACACUUACCAAGUGCCUGAUGUGCUGUGAAACAGUGCAUGACACAAUAAAACAAACAAAACAUUCAA